Messenger RNA from Cuculus canorus (common cuckoo), 5851 nucleotides. It is a transcript of the gene TOPAZ1, whose product is annotated as testis and ovary specific TOPAZ 1. Gene Ontology annotation, biological process: spermatid development; spermatocyte division. Gene Ontology annotation, molecular function: protein binding. The record is from RefSeq and is a predicted model, not a curated record. NCBI's taxonomy places the organism in Eukaryota, Metazoa, Chordata, Aves, Cuculiformes, Cuculidae.
GGUGACCGGGGCUCUUAUGAUGCCGCAGUUAAGGUCAAGGAACGUGGUAACUGGCAGUGAGGUGGAGUCGGCUGACAGGAGGGUCACCAGCCCAAGCUCUCUGGAUGCAGGGGUAGGACACAAGCCAGGGAAGAAGGUGGGAGUCAAGCGGAGUCCUCAUCUGGCACGGAAGAGAAAGCCUGAGCAGCCUUUAUCUUUCUGUCUGCAACCUGCCACGCUCUCCAGUGUUCCCUGUGAGCAAUUUGCUCCUCCAGUGCUCAUGCAGAAGGAACAAGGUGAGAGUAGCCAGAGAUGCCCACUUAAAAAAAGGAAGGGGAUACAGUGUAGGAGGGCGGCCAGAGGCAAAAAGGGUGUAGUUCUGCCAAUUUGAGACACUGCUUUAUGUGAAGAUUGGGAGGGAGCAAUCAUGGCUGCAGCAGUAUACUGGGAAGAGACUGUAAGGAAAGAGACAGGACAAGACUGACAAGACUGACAGCUGUUAGGAACUACUUUGCAAAAUAAAUUCUCAGCUGGGAUUGAAAGGAACAAACACAGUUUGGAAGGAGCGAACCUCUCAGGUUUUCAGGAGGAGAGUUCAGGGAGCUCAGGAAAAAAAGGCAUGCUUUCCUUUAUGGAAAUGAAAUUCCAAAUGCCAUCCUCGGUGGAGGAAAUUGAGAGCAUGGAGAAACAUGGCAUUUCCUGUCUGCCAGACAGGGGUGCAUGUAGUAUAGAAAUGAAAAGCACUGUCUCCAUAAUGAUACUGAAGAUGCAAAUCCCAUAUCGUAAGAAUAAUUUAGGGUCUCAGGAAUCCUUUUCUGAACCAAAAUCUCAGGAAGAAGUUGAUACACUAGAGAAGCUGGAUGGGGGUUCUUUAAUUGGAGCAAGAAAGACAGGGCCACAGAAGAAAGGAAAGUGAUACUUAAGCAAGAAAGGUGGGGUAUCUUUGAUGAAGACAAAACUACAAAGUCCCAGAGAGAUGGGAUCUAUUUUAUUUCUAGAACUGCAUGCACAGUAUCCAGAGUCCGAGAAAGGAGCUGUCAGUCUGAGGAAGAGACACAGAAACACAGCAGUGUCACAGCAGCUGCAGGGUCUCAGUGGCCAAAACCAACGAACAGCCAGAAGAAAUAUGCAUAAGCAUUGCGUUAAAGGAAAGCAACAGAGCUCAAACCCUCAGAAAGGAGCAGACAGCCCGAGGGGGAGUGCAGAGGAAAAAUGUAAAGCAAUUGAGCAAGAUUCCAGUACACAGGCUGUGGAGAAGCUUAGGACAAAUCAAAACAGUUCAGAAGAUUCCAAGGAAAAAGAACUUGACUAUAAAUUUCCUGCAGUUACUACUCUAGGUGAAACUCAAAGCAAGACCUUUCCGUGCCAUCCUGUAGCAGAAAGGUCUGAUGUGCUGUAUAAGAAGAGGGAACCCAGAGCUGAUCAAAUCGAGUGCUUCAAUGUGACUGCCGAUGAAAAAGUGAGAAAUGUAUCUGCACAAUGUGAUGCUGAACAUUGCAAAAAUGCCCUGAACCAUUGUAAUGUCUUGCUCUGUGCAACAGAAAAGAAUCCGUUUGUGAGGUUAGAGGCCUGUAGUUACAUCAAUACAUUUGUAAAGUCUUCAGCUAGUGGAACUACCAGCAGCUGCAGUUUAAGUAGAUUCUUCCAUGUAGCCCAGGGUAAAAGAAAGCAUAUGUUUCCUGAUGGUUCUGUAGAACAGAGUGAUAUGAAUUGCAGCACUAGUAGAAUGCAAAAUGAGACAUCGUCCAUGAAAGAUGGUUUAGUGUUUGAUAAAGAAGAAACUCCAAAUAACGUGAAUAUCAGAGAGAAGUCAGCAGUGCAGAGUGUUUUCGCAGACACAGAUAAUGAAUGUAGUGAGUGUGAAUUACAAACGGAAGCAGCAGUUGCCAUGUCAAGCUCCUUUGCAAUCUCAGACCUGAACCAUAAAGAAAGCAAUCUGUCAGCGUCAUGUAAUCAUACAUCGCAUCUUCAUGAAGGAAAAAAUGCUCAUGAAGCACAAAAUAAAUCAGUCUGGAGAAAGAAUAGUACCAAAUUACUUGCAUUUGAAGACGGCUCUGAGAAGACAUCUAAGCUCUCUGUAAGAGCAAAAGGAAAAGAUUCAAACAGUGUGGCGCAUCAUUCUGGUGCCACAGGUAGCCCAAGAGUGCCAGCUCAGGUCUGUGAUGUUUCCAGUUGUCACAAAAGCAAGUCAAAUGAAAAAUUGACCAAAGUUAAUAAGAAAUUGCAGCAGGUUACCUGUCAAAGAACAGUACCUAUGUCUGGUAAAAAUGUUUGGCCUUUUGAAUCUUGUGCCAGGACUUCUGAAUGGGUUCAUAAAAAUCGUGAGUCCAUCUCAGUAGGGAACAGACUUUCAAAGGCUGCCUUCAAGGAAUCUUCUGAUGAAAGCAGUGUUAAAACUGUAGGAAACAGUGCUGUGACUGGGAAUUUGGGACAGUUGGCUUUGCAUGCAUCAUCAGUGGAAAUUAACAAAGAAUCUACACAUAAAAUAAUGGAUCCAAAUACUGAAUGUCUGCCUUCACUUGAAACACCAGAAUCCUCUUCUGUUGGUGUUUGUGAGACUUCUGGAGAGAACAAUGAAAAUAUGGAAUCACCAGUCAAUAUGUAUAGAAGUGCUGUGGCUUUUAACCAUAAUGAUGCUCAAGAAGUUAAAGCAACCUUGAAUUUUAAGUCAAAACAAAAAGAUAAAAAUAAAGGACGUUCCACAAAAAGAAACCGGUCUCUGACAGUCCAGAAUGGUACAUCUACAGGUAACAAAAACAGAAUAAUCUUCAACCAUGAAUCAUCAGCAGUGAACCAGAAAUUUUCUGAUUUAAAGCUAAUGAAAGUGUUGAACACUGGCAACAUGACAAAAUUCAAAAUUCCUUUAUGCCGAAACAAACCUGAAUCCAGAAAAGUGGAAUCUGUCCAUUCAUUUGAAAGAAAAACCUGUACACCAGUAGAGCUUCUUGAUAGCACUACUGUUUCAAGAAGGCAGAAAACAGGUGAAGAAACUUCUUUGGUAAAUUCCAAGCAGCAGCGUCUUCCUGUUGCGAGGGAUGGAGAGCCUACAGCUUCCAUGAAAGAAAAAGAGAAUGAGAUCAACAGUAAGGACUUCAAGCAUGGUGGCUGUGAAAACCUUUCAAAUGAGAUGUCUGCAUUCCCUGAAUAUUUUUCCUUAUAUCCAUGUGCUUUUCCUGACGGACAACUAGAAUCAUCUGUGUUUGAUGUGCAUGGUACUGAAUUUGUAUUAAACUCUGAUUUUCCUGAUGAUUCUUGGAAUGCAAUUGACCACCCUGUCACAUUAGAAAUAAAAGAUGAUAGCAAUUCAAAAGGGAUUCUUUCACAAGAGAAAAGUCAAAAUUUUCCAAAUAAUCUUGAGGCUUACGAAGAUGAUGUUCUUGUCAUUGAUGUGAUUCAGGAUGACCCUGACCUUUUUGGAACCAGUAAUGAAGAGGAGCUUGCAGUUGCAGGCUGUGAAAAUUGUCCUCUGGAGGCAUCCUUAACCAACGUCUGCAUUAAAGAAGAAAAGCAGGAUCUUAAGCCUGUUAUCUCAGAAAAUAGAGAUUCAGUAGAUGAUAUUUUUAGGAAUAUUACCGCACAGCAAUCUGGAAUAUCAAAUAAUAGUGAAAAUUCCUGUGGUUCAGUGCUAAAAGCUAAAGAUAUUAAAACCCACAACUCCUCCAAAGAAAGCAGUCCCUUGGGAGGUGUUACUGAGAACUUCCUUGAAGAUAGGCAACUAAAAGAAUUAGAUGAGCUACUGAAGAGUUUUGACGUGGAUGAAAAGUUGAGAUUUGCAGGUGGAAUGCCCGAUGUUAAACCAGAAAAAACAGAUGAAGCUGAAAAAAGUGACUGUAAAUACAAAGAUCUUGUGCCCUGUGAAUUACUAUCAGGAUUGCCAUCGCAAGCCCCAAAAGUAAAUUUCCUCAAUGAAGCCACAGUGGUGAAACCCCGGACAAAUGAUUACAGAUAUUCAAGAAAAAGUCCAUUGCCAAAUUGUGGAGGUUUUGAAACGUGGAAGAUGGAAAAAAAUGCAGUUGCUUCUCAUUCAGUCCAGCAGAUCCUCGAGAUGAUGGAAUUGCCCCGUAAAUAUUGCAGAUUUUAUUUCACGACUUUGCGUGGGUGUGAAAGAGCAAAAUGUUGGUUUUGGCAUGUUCCUGAACAAGGGGAUGAAAAGAUUUGCAUGUCAAUACUUAGGACAUACAUUAGUAUCAAAGAAUCAGGCCUUCUAAAACGUGCAGUCCAAAUAUUUGUGAAAUAUUACAAAGAAGUUACUCCUGGUGUGCAUUUUGAUUCUCAAGUGAUGCAUGAUCUUCUCAUUUCUUUGGUCAAGAACUGUUUGUUGCAGGAAGUAUUUCAGAUACUGCAUGUAACUGUACGAAUCAAUACACUGCCAGCUGUAGAGGUUCUUCUGAAAGUCUUUGAGCAUGUGGCUUCUUUGAAUCUAAGAGACACUGUGCCUACAUUAAUCGGUACUUUUUGUAAGCUCAUUGAUGCUGGUAUGCUCCUUGAGUUUGAACAUUUUGACAAUAUUAUUAAAUUCCUUCGCCAAUUGCAAGUUUCCAGUCAAGAAAUAAAUAUUGUUUUGAACUUAAAGUCCAGACUUCAGGAAAGACAUUUUGAAAGGAACUGGCUUUUUGACUUCAACUUGGCAGUGGCUGAAAUUCAGCAUUGCAAGGAAAGAAGUGAUUGGACCAAGCUGGGAGCUUUGUAUGUUAAUGCAAGAACUGGCUGUGAACAUUUUGAUGAUCUUCAGAAACUGUCUUUAUGUAUUGCUGAAAUACUAACCAGAGAUUUUGAGUCAGCUAGACCAGGAGUUCCUUUUUGUGAUUUUGCUGAUGCAGUAAUAGAAAAUUCACAACAUAAUGAAGCAGACAGAGUUUUCAUUGGAAGGACUGGGAUAAGUGUAAUGUAUUCUUAUCACAAAGUACUGCAGUGGAUAAAGGGAAGGAAGGUUUUGGAUAAAUUGCAUGAGCUACAGAUAUAUUUUACAGUCUUGAAAGGACUUACAGGUGUAGAGAGAUUAGCAUCAAGAUGUGACAUUGUUAAUAAAGCUGCAGAUAUUUUCCUUAAAACUGGCAGUUUGGAUGGAGCAAUGUGGGUGCUGAGAGAGUCAGAGUGGACCACAAAUUCACCAUUGUGGCCCUGUGAUGAAGUGGACAUCCUCAAUCGACAUAAGCUGUUAUGCACACUAAUGAAUGAAUACUUGACGAAGAGUUUAUACAGAGAGGCAUUUGAAGUUCUGCAGAACUUACCAGGUUUUCACAAUCAUUCUGAUACUGUAGAUGUUUCUCAGUACAGCUGCCUUUUUAACAAGCUGAUAAAUGCUUGUUUUGAGAGCAAGAACCUUGGGGUCCCAUCUUCUGCUAUAGACUUCAUGCUUUCAAAAAACAUGGCUAUUGAUUUUUUUUUACUUAGAGGAUUAAUCACAGCUUUGGGAAGAAGUUCUUUGUGGUCUAAAGCUAGGACCUAUUACAGAAGUGCUUUAUCACUGGGUUGCUACCCACGAUCACAGGGAAAUUUAUAUCACAAACUUUUGACAAUUCCAUCUUACAUGUCUGAAAUUGAGAUGCUGCUGGCCAUUGAAGUAUUUCUUGUUUCAAAUGCCAGUGUUAUUCAGAGUCCAACGGCUGCUAUUCAGACCCUUCAAAUAGUCCUGAAAAGAUGUGAAGAUCAGAGAGUUCAGAAUAACAGUGACUAUGGAGCAGCAAUGGAGAGACUGAUCCUGGCUGCUCGUAUGUGUGAUCCAAAGCUUUUGCUUAAGCAUAUGACAAUGAAUGUUAAUACGGAUGAAGUUUACAGCUUGGAGCUUACAUCUGCUCUAAAAUGGCUUCAGGAGAACAUGAAGUGGGCCGGGAAAGUCUGGCUGUUUCAUUAGUCAUUAAAUAGUAAAAAC